AUGCAACUUUUGGAAGAAUACCAUGAACUUAUUGAGCGCGAUGCAACUGACAUUUCUUAUUUAUGGAAAGUUGUGCAAAUAUUUCUUUAUUUCCUAUGUGCAAUCAGCGGUUACGUUUGCAGCAUUUUGUUCUAUUUGAUAUGGAAACAGUCUUUUAAUGGAAACUGUCCACUUUGGGCAAAAUCUAUUUCAAUGUUAAUAAUGGACUCAAUAUUAGAUGACACUGUUAAUAAAUAUACAACAAAUUCAAGUUAUACAGACUGGUGGAACUAUGUUAUCACCACUUAUGAUUAUAGAUAUAAGUGCAUCAUGUAUUUUAUGACAUGUUUGUUCUCCUGUAUAUUUGGAAUUGUAUGGCUCACUUUAUUUUUCAUCUGUGGAAAAGGUGGCUAUAAUACGAUGAUAGUACAAGCACCAUGGAGAAUUGUUCCUUAUGCAAUGGUUUUUAAUUUAAUAUUUUCAAUAAUAACAACAUAUGUCACCAUUGACUUAGAGGAAGGAUAUAAAAAAUUUAGUAACGAUGUGAAGAAUGUUUUCUUCAAAAUGAGCAGCAAUUAUGAAAUACCAAGGAAUAUAAGUGAAUGUGAAAUUGUUCAUACAUAUGUGGAGAUGUAUCACUUUCAAGCUAAUAAUACUUGCAAACUGCUUGUUUGGCUUCAGGCUUUUUCAGUUAUAAUGAUGUGGAGUUGGAUAGGAGGAUUGGUGGUACUAAUUUUCAGAGUAAUAAUAAUUAAUGAUUUUAGAAUUUUUAAAAUCAGAAUCUAUGAAGUUCCAAACAACUAUGCCUUAAAUAAAACUGAUAAAGAUCAAACAGAAAAGUAUAACAAUAAACAAAAUGAGAAGAAAGAUUAA
This is a messenger RNA of Colletes gigas, 852 nucleotides long. RefSeq lists its product as uncharacterized. Bases 1 to 852 code for a protein of 283 amino acids. The record is from RefSeq and is a predicted model, not a curated record. The transcript has 5 exons. NCBI's taxonomy places the organism in Eukaryota, Metazoa, Arthropoda, Insecta, Hymenoptera, Colletidae.